Molecule: messenger RNA, 769 nt
Organism: Caenorhabditis elegans
Lineage: Eukaryota; Metazoa; Nematoda; Chromadorea; Rhabditida; Rhabditidae
Gene: C48B4.9
Exons: 4
Coding region: 15-563 (182 amino acids)
Source: RefSeq, marked reviewed
AUUACAGAAUAAUCAUGUCUAACAACUACUCGAUUGAUCUAAAACAAGGACCAUCGCUCCUCUAUGUCAUUCCCAUCAAGCCAGUUGUGCUUGCAGUUCAGCUUGGAGCAAUUCUCUUUCAAUUCAAAUCGAUAUACGAUUUCGAGUACAAUUUUGUCGGCGAUCUGGUGUUUCGUACUUUCGUGAUCUUCCUCUCUCUGACCUCCUUCACAGCCUUCCUCUUCAAUCAAAAGAUUUUGAUGAAAGCUCAUCUGGUGAUGGCGAUAUUCUUGCUGGCUGGCCCCAUCGCAUGUCUUCAAUAUCUUGUUUUUGACUUUUAUCGCGCCGAAUUUCACGGAGACAAUAAUCUCAAAUGGGACCACACGUCGUCUUUCGAAAACUAUUUAAUCUUCAUUCUGGUCAUUCUACUAGCUGUAGCACUUGGCAGCUACACCUGGUUGUGCCACCUGCUAAUUGAGGGUCUCGACGAGAAAAAUGCUCCCAAAAGAAGACCACAAUGCAAAAUUUGCUCCAAUCAUUAUGUUGUCCCCGAGAACGAAAAAUUGAUCUAUAACAUUGCUUAAACUUAAUUUUUUAAAAAUCUUUUUUUAGUCUUACAAAGUCCUCUUUUUUAUUUAUUGUUUUCCAGGUUAUCCUUUACCCAAUUCAAACGACUUGAAAAGUCUCAUUUUAUAUUAUCUCCCGUUUUAGAACACAUUUUUCUUGUUAUUUGUUUUUUUUAAGUCUGAAACAUUCAGAUUUGUUCCACAAUAAAAUAUUGUGCUAUUUA